CAGGCCUUCGCCCGCUCUCGGGGACGCGAGCUGCCACCUGCAUCACGGGAGGCCCCGCCUCCGCCUGCACCUUCUCCUACCAGGAAACGAGACGGCGCGGGCCUCGGGCUCCUUUCCCCACUCCCGGGAGCCUGAACCCCCACUGGGAAAGCCAGGCCUCCAGCUUCCUUUGACACGCGUCCUGAAAGGUUACCGGAUUUGUACCCGGAGUGGGUUCUGCAGGGAUAGGUCCAUGGUUGCCCGUUUCACAUCAUGAAUAUGAACGGGGCUGGACACCUAGAACCGAAUUAUUAAUACUUCAGACAGAAUUCUGUUCCCAAGAACAAAUCGCUUUGAGAUGUAAAACCCGAGAAAACUUCAUCUCUAGCGCUUUUCUCUCUAAAAUGCCAACAAGACCCAACAACAUACUGACACCGAUCUGGUGCCUGGGGGUGUUGGUGGGGGCACGAGCCUCUAGGCAGACCAAGCUGAAGUAGAGCAGGGAGGUUGUUUGGGAGCUUGGUCAAGUCAACACACUCCAAUCCAAUGCCAAAAGCAUGAGCAGAGGGAAUGGGGUCAGGGCGCAGAACCUGGGAAAAAGCCUGCGUGGCUCGAUUUAAGAAAAUUUUUAUUAGGCAUGCGGAUGGAUGCUUUUCAUUUGGGGCCCAAGGCAAAUAAAAGAAAAUGGGCCCCAGCUCUGGAGGAUGUUCCAGCUUCGAACUAGCAGCCAGGACCAAACCGGACAUAGCAUUCAGAGUUGAGAGAAAAAGAAGCGGGCUCCGUUGUGCCUGAGUUUCCUUGCGGGGUCCCCCAGCUGCUUUGCGCCUGGUAACUGCGUCCCGGGGAGUGACUAGGUGGUUGGGCGUCCGGCUCUGGCGUGCGCGGGGUUCCUCUCCGGAAGGUGGGCAGCGCGGCGGGUUUGGGAUGAGCGUGCACCCGGGCUCCGGCCCGGAGAAGUGGGGGCUCGCAGGAUUUCUCCUGCUGUUUGCACUGAAAGGUGUGUUGGCUCGGGAGCUGCUUUUCCGGGGAUCUGCAGUUGCCCCCGCCACCUCCUGGCUGCGGUUGGCAGGUCCCUCCCUCAGCGGUUCGUCCUCCGCCGGCGCCGCGCCCUGGGCAGCUCCGCGCCCCGGGCCUCACCUGUGGCCUCCUUUCGCCUCCCUGCACCUGGCCUUUUCCUUUGACCCUUCAGAACCUUCGGCUUCGUUCCCCGCAGCCGGUAUUCUCCGAGCCCCCCUGCACCUCUCAGUUACCUCCAGUGGGAACCCCUCCCCCCCACCGACUCCGCGCCCUUUACCUCUCUGAGCCCUUUCCCCGUCUGGCCUCGUCUACCCUCUGGGUGGCAACCGCCUCUUCCCCGCCCCUCGCGUCUCCCCUUCCUCCUCCCUCGCCCUCGCCUAUCCAUUCAUCCAGCCAUUGUCUCCCGCCUCUUCCUCCCCCUCCCCAAGCGGCCUCCUCCCCCACUGCUGCCACGUCGUGGUUUGAAGGAGCCAAUGGGCCGGCGCCGCCAGGUGUCUCUUACCUGCACCACGUGGGGGAGGGGGAAGGGGCGGGCAGGUAGAGCCACAUCCCAAAACAGAAAAGCUUUCAGCCAUUGCGUGCCUCCCGGGGGUGCAGCCUUGCUCCAGGCUUUUUGCAUAGACGCCCGGGCAACUGAAUACAAAAAGGGCAGGCCUCCUGCGCCCUCCUUCCCACCCCCCUUCCUGCCCUGGGCGUGGAGCACCGACCAGGUGUGGGCUUGGGUGGUUGGUUACCGCCUUUUGCGCUAGCAGUAGCGAGGAAGGGGGGUGGGCGCUCUUUCUUUUUCUCUUAGAAGAGGGUUUAGCACAGGUUUUUUCGUUCUCACUUCCACACCACCUUACCGCCUCCCGACCCCCCCCCUUCUCCCCCUCCCCACCUAUCGUCAUGACUGCCUCUCCGGAUUACUUGGUGGUGCUUUUUGGGAUCACUGCUGGGGCCACCGGGGCCAAGCUAGGCUCGGAUGAGAAGGAGCUGAUCCUGCUGUUCUGGAAAGUCGUGGAUCUGGCCAACAAGAAGGUGGGACAGUUGCACGAAGUACUAGUUAGACCGGAUCAGUUGGAACUGACGGAGGACUGCAAAGAAGAAACUAAAAUAGACGUCGAAAGCCUGUCCUCGGCGUCGCAGCUGGACCAAGCCCUCCGACAGUUUAACCAGUCAGUGAGCAAUGAACUGAAUAUUGGAGUAGGGACUUCCUUCUGUCUCUGUACUGAUGGUCAGCUUCAUGUCAGGCAAAUCCUGCAUCCUGAGGCUUCCAAGAAGAAUGUACUAUUACCUGAAUGCUUCUAUUCCUUUUUUGAUCUUCGAAAAGAAUUCAAGAAGUGUUGCCCUGGUUCACCUGAUAUUGACAAACUGGACACUGCCGCAAUGACAGAGUAUUUAAAUUUUGAGAAGAAUAGUUCAGUCUCUCGAUAUGGAGCCUCUCAAGUUGAAGAUAUGGGGAGUAUAAUUUUAGCAAUGAUUUCAGAGCCUUAUAAUCACAGGUUUUCAGAUCCAGAGAGAGUGAAUUACAAGUUUGAAAGUGGGACUUGCAGCAAGAUGGAACUUAUUGAUGAUAACACCGUAGUCAGGGCACGAGGUUUACCAUGGCAGUCUUCAGAUCAAGAUAUUGCAAGAUUCUUCAAAGGACUCAAUAUUGCCAAGGGAGGUGCAGCACUUUGUCUGAAUGCUCAGGGUCGAAGGAACGGAGAAGCUCUGGUUAGGUUUGUAAGUGAGGAGCACCGAGACCUAGCACUACAGAGGCACAAACAUCACAUGGGGACCCGGUAUAUUGAGGUUUACAAAGCAACAGGUGAAGAUUUUCUUAAAAUUGCUGGUGGUACUUCCAAUGAGGUAGCCCAGUUUCUCUCCAAGGAAAAUCAAGUCAUUGUCCGCAUGCGGGGGCUCCCUUUCACGGCCACAGCUGAAGAAGUGGUGGCCUUCUUUGGACAGCAUUGCCCUAUUACUGGGGGGAAGGAAGGCAUCCUCUUUGUCACCUACCCAGAUGGUAGGCCAACAGGGGAUGCUUUUGUCCUCUUUGCUUGUGAGGAAUAUGCACAGAAUGCAUUGAGGAAGCAUAAAGACUUGUUGGGUAAAAGAUACAUUGAACUCUUCAGGAGCACAGCAGCUGAAGUUCAGCAGGUGCUGAAUCGAUUCUCCUCGGCCCCUCUCAUUCCACUUCCAACCCCUCCCAUUAUUCCAGUACUACCUCAGCAAUUUGUGCCCCCUACAAAUGUUAGAGACUGUAUACGCCUUCGAGGUCUUCCCUAUGCAGCCACAAUUGAGGACAUCCUGGAUUUCCUGGGGGAGUUCGCCACAGAUAUUCGUACUCAUGGGGUUCACAUGGUUUUGAAUCACCAGGGCCGCCCAUCAGGAGAUGCCUUUAUCCAGAUGAAGUCUGCGGACAGAGCAUUUAUGGCUGCACAGAAGUGUCAUAAAAAAAACAUGAAGGACAGAUAUGUUGAAGUCUUUCAGUGUUCAGCUGAGGAGAUGAACUUUGUGUUAAUGGGGGGCACUUUAAAUCGAAAUGGCUUAUCCCCACCGCCAUGUAAGUUACCAUGCCUGUCUCCUCCCUCCUACACAUUUCCAGCUCCUGCUGCAGUUAUUCCUACAGAAGCUGCCAUUUAUCAGCCCUCUGUGAUUUUGAAUCCACGAGCACUGCAGCCCUCCACAGCGUACUACCCAGCAGGCACUCAGCUCUUCAUGAACUACACAGCAUACUAUCCCAGCCCCCCAGGUUCGCCUAAUAGUCUUGGCUACUUCCCUACAGCUGCUAAUCUUAGCGGUGUCCCUCCACAGCCUGGCACGGUGGUCAGAAUGCAGGGCCUGGCCUACAAUACUGGAGUUAAGGAAAUUCUUAACUUCUUCCAAGGUUACCAGUAUGCAACCGAGGAUGGACUUAUACACACAAAUGACCAGGCCAGGACUCUACCCAAAGAAUGGGUUUGUAUUUAAGGGCCCCAGCAGUUAGAACAUCCUCAGAAAAGAAGUGUUUGAAAGAUAUAUGGUGAUCUUGAAACCGCCAGACAUGAGAAAACUUCUAGCAAAUUCAGGGGAAGUUUGUCUACACUCAGGCUGCAGUAUUUUCAGCAAACUUGAUUGGACAAACGGGCCUGUGCCUUAUCUUUUGGUGGAGUGAAAAAAUUUGAGCCAGUGAAGCCAAAUCCUUACAGCAAGCAGCAUGCAGCAUACCUGGCUCUUUGCUGAUUGCAAAUAGGCAUUUAAAAUGUGAAUUUGGAAUCAGAUGUCUCCAUUACUUCCAGUUAAAGUGGCAUCAUAGGUGUUUCCUAAGUUUUAAGUCUUGGAUAAAAACUCCACCAGUGUCUACCAUCUCCACCAUGAACUCUGUUAAGCUUCAUUUUUGUGUAUUCCCACUCUUUUCUCUUCAUUUCCCUGUCUUCUGCAUAAUCAUGCCUUCUUGCUAAGUAAUUCAAGCAUAAGGUCUUGGAAUAAUAAAAUCACAAUCUUAGGAGAAAGAAUAAAACUGUUAUUUUCCCAGUCUCUUGGCCAUGAUGAUAUCUUAUAAUUAAAAACAAAUUAAAAUAAAUUUUAAAACACCUGAAGAUAAAUUAGAAGAAAUUGUGCGCCCUCCACAAAACAUACAAAGUUUAAAAGUUUAGAUCUUUUUCUCAGCAGGUAUCAGUUGUAAAUAAUGAAUUAGGGGCCAAAAUGCAAAACGAAAAAUGAAGCAGCUACAUGUAGUCAGUAAUUUCUAGUUUGAACUGUAAUUGAAUAUUGUGGCUUCAUAUGUAUUAUUUUAUAUUGUACUUUUUUCAUUAUUGAUGGUUUCGACUUCAAUAAGAGAAAUUCCAUAGUUUUUAAUAUCCCAGAAGUGAGACAAUUUGAACAGUGUAUUCUAGAAAACAAUACACUAACUGAACAGAAGUGAAUGCUUAUAUAUAUAUAUUAUGAUAGCCUUAAACCUUUUUCCUCUAAUGCCUUAACUGUCAAAUAAUUAUAACCUUUUAAAGCAUAGGACUAUAGUCAGCAUGCUAGACUGAGAGGUAAACACUGAUGCAGUUAGAACAGGUACUGAUGCUGUCGGUGUUUAACACUAUGUUUAGCUGUGUUUAUGCUAUAAAAGUGCAAUAUUAGACACUAGCUAGUACUGCUGCCUCAUGUAACUCCAAAAAAAACAGGAUUUCAUUAAGUGCAUUGAAUGUGGAUAUUUCUUUAAGUUACUCAUAUUGUCCUUUGCUUGAAUGCAAUGCCGUGCAGAUUUAUGUGGCUGCUAUUUUUAUUUUCUGUGCAUUACUUUAACACCUUAAAGGGAGAAGCAAACAUUUCCUUCUUCAGCUUACCGGCAAUGGCCCUUUAACUGCAAUAGGAAGAAAAAAAGGUUUGUGUGAAAAUUGGUGAUAACUGGCACUUAAGAUCGAACAGAAAUUUCUAUAUACUUGAUGCCUUAAGAUGCCCAAAGCCGCCCAAAGCUCUGAAAGACUUUAAGAUAGGCAGUAAUGCUUACUACAAUACUACUGAGUUUUUGUAGAGUUAACAUUUGAUAAUAAAACUUGCCUGUUUAAUCUCAA
This is a messenger RNA of Pongo pygmaeus (Bornean orangutan), 5501 nucleotides long. It is a transcript of the gene ESRP1, whose product is annotated as epithelial splicing regulatory protein 1. The record is from RefSeq and is a predicted model, not a curated record. Lineage: Eukaryota; Metazoa; Chordata; Mammalia; Primates; Hominidae. Gene Ontology annotation, molecular function: RNA binding. Bases 1882 to 3927 code for a protein of 681 amino acids. The transcript is spliced from 16 exons.